CGUGCAUUGAUUCAAGCAGGCAAGUGUAUAGUGUUGACAAAGGGAGGGUGGGAGGGAAGAAACUGAAGCAAAAUUCAUAAUGGACGGGAAACAAGAAGAAGACAGUUGCAGUAUUUAUCCAGUGGUUCUGCCCACCACGGAACAGAUUAAGGCUCGGCUGCUGGACUUUUUGGAGGACCAGAUGCACACCAGUAUGUGGACUGGUGUGCUGAUUGGACUGGCAGCUGCUUUCUCACUCAGUGUUAUCAUAUUUUUGCUGUACAGAAGCUACAAAGCAAAGCAGCAAACUGAAGCCCCCAGGUAUCGCUUCAGGAAAAGGGAUAAAGUGUUGUUUUACGGGCGAAAAAUCAUGAGAAAGGUGCAGACGUUAUCCUCUCCAGCCAAUUCAGGUCCAGUGUCUCAAAAACGAACCAGAAAGAGACCCAAAGUUCUUUCAAUUGCACGCAAAAUAUUGCGUAUUCGGCGGGAGCCGCCCACUCUUGAGCCCAAAGAGCCGCCUCCGUCAGUUCUGGAGGCAGAUCUGACCGAGUAUGACGUUCAAAAUUCUCACCUGCCUUCUGAGGUCCUGUACAUGUUGAAGAACGUCAGGGUUCUGGGUCACUUUGAGAAGCCGCUGUUCCUGGAGCUGUGCCGUCACAUGGUGUUCGUGGAGCUGCAGCAGGGAGAGGGACUUUUCCGGCCUGGAGACACAGACGACAGCAUCUUUGUGGUGCAGAACGGCCGACUGGAUCUCUGCGUUAAUCAGAAUGACGGCACAGAGCUGGUGGUAAAGCAUGUUUUGCCUGGAGACAGUGUUCACAGUCUGCUUAGUAUCCUGGAUGUCAUCACUGGAUAUCCAGCCCCCUAUAAGACAGUAUCAGCUCGCGCUGCAGCUCCAUCCACCGUGCUCCGUCUCCCUGCUGCAGCCUUUCAGUCCGUGUUUGAGAAAUAUCCUGAAACUCUGGUCCGAGUCGUUCAGAUCAUGAUGGUCCGUCUGCAGAGAGUGACCUUCCUCGCCCUGCACAACUAUCUGGGGCUGACCACCGAGCUGUUUAACCCGGAGAGUCAGGCCAUUCCUCUGGAGAACGUGGCCAAGAUACUGGGUGACGGAAGCCCAGGCCGAAGCCAUCGCAGACUCUCAUACAGCGGAGAGGAAGCUAUAGCUGAGAAACUUGCUCACGGAAGCACAGAGAAGAAAAUCGAAGCAGGUGAGCUGAAGCCCAGACCGAUGCAGAGUCCCUCAGCGGUCUUCAGGAAAUCCCGUUCCAUGUCCACGCCGUUAGAAAGCUCACUUUCAGCAGGAGGCAGUGAUCUCAACACUGCCUUUGAGGAAGGGACUCUUCAGAAAACUGAACUUCCUGUCAUGCAUAAGUCAAUUCUGAAGAAGACCGUGACCAUGCAGCCUGCUCCAUCUGCCGUGUACCACUACUCUGACACUGGGGGGCACUCCGGCAACGUCCACCACAACAAAGUCAACGCCAUCUUUCAGGCUGCCAAGAAGGACCUGCUCAAGAUCAUUCAGCUCCAGGACCCAAGUCUUCUGGAAGGCAGAGUUACUCUGAGACAAGUGAAGGCUGGAAGUGUGGUAGCAAACCAAGGAGACCAGGACGUGAGCAUGCAGUUUGUGAUCUCUGGCAUGCUGCAUGUAUACCAGCGGAUGAUCGACAGAGACGAGGACUUGUGUCUGUUUGUGACUCACCCGGGUGAGCUGGUGGGUCACCUGGCCGUGCUGACUGGGGAGCCGCUCAUCUUCAGCGUGCGUGCUCACCGUGACUGCAGCUUCCUAUCCAUCUCCAAAACACACUUUUAUGAGAUGAUGCGUGAGGAGCCACAGGUGGUGUUGAACGUGGCUCACACAGUGGUGCGCAGACUCUCGUCCUUCGUCAGACAGAUUGAUUUUGCACUCGACUGGAUGGCAGUGGAAGCCGGAAGGGCUGUCUAUAGGCAGGGUGAAAAGUCAGACAGCACCUUCAUCGUGCUGAGCGGCCGUCUGCGCUCCGUCAUCAUGAGGGAGGACAAGAAGAAAGAGCUGGCUGGAGAGUACGGGAGAGGCGACCUCAUCGGCGUGGUGGAAGCUCUGACCCACAUGAACCGAGCCACCACUGUUCACGCUGUGAGAGACUCCGAGCUGGCCAAGCUGCCUGAAGGAGCUCUGAUCUACAUUAAAAGAAAAUACCCUCAGGUUGUGACUAGACUGAUUCAUCUGCUCGGUCAGAAGAUCCUGGGAAACAUGCAACAAGUCAGUGGACCGUUAUCAGCUCAUGGUCGGGGUCUGAACUCUUCUGGCAGUAAGUGGGACACGGGUAAUCCCGUCUCCAACCUGUGCACCGUGUCCAUCCUGCCUGUUUCUGAUGAUGUGCCCAUGACGUCCUUUGCUCUGGAGCUGCAGCACGCUCUCAGCGCUAUUGGCCCCACUUUACUCCUGACCAGUGACAUCAUCAAACAGCGCCUGGGUGCCGCAGCACUUGACAGCGUUCAUGAGUAUCGGCUGUCCAGUUGGCUGGGCCAGCAGGAGGACAUCCACAGGAUUGUUUUGUACCAGUCAGACAGCACGCUGACGCCGUGGACGCAGCGCUGUAUCCGCCAGGCCGACUGUGUUCUCAUUGUGGGUUUGGGAGAGCAGGAGCCCACUGUGGGAAAGCUGGAGCAGAUGUUGGAAGGCAGCGCGGUUCGGGCUCAGAAGCAGCUGGUGCUCCUGCAUCGGGAGGACGGACCUCCACCUAAAGGAACAGCCGAGUGGCUCAACAUGCGCAGCUGGAUCUCCAGACACCUGCACCUGUCGUGCCCUCGCAGGGUUUUCAGCCGCAGGAGCCUGCCCAAGCUGAGAGAGAUGUAUCAGCGUGUAUUUGAGAAGCCCCCAGACCGCCACUCUGAUUUCUCUCGCCUGGCUCGAUUGCUGACAGGCAACGCCAUAGCCCUGGUGCUGGGGGGAGGAGGUGCUAGAGGCUGUUCUCAGGUGGGCAUCAUUCGAGCUCUGUGUGAAGCAGGGAUCCCCAUUGAUCUGGUGGGUGGCACUUCUGUCGGCUCCCUGAUGGGGGCUGUGUUUGCCGAGGAGAGAAGCUACAGCCGAAUGAGAGUCCGAGCACGCGAAUGGGCCAUCGAGUUUGGGUCAAUGUUUAAGAAGAUCCUGGACCUGACAUAUCCAGUGACCUCCAUGUUUACCGGGGCGUCCUUUAACUCCAGCAUCAGUGCACUGUUUAAGAACAAACAAAUUGAGGACCUCUGGAUUCCGUACUUUAACAUCACUACAGAUAUCACCGCUUCUGCCAUGAGAGUGCACACUGACGGCUCUCUGUGGAGGUAUGUGCGUGCUAGCAUGUCUCUCUCGGGCUACUUGCCUCCACUCUGUGACCCGAAAGAUGGCCAUUUACUCAUGGAUGGUGGCUACAUCAAUAACCUGCCUGCUGACGUAGCUCGCUCCAUGGGUGCCAAAGUGGUGAUUGCGAUUGACGUGGGCAGCCAAGACGAGACCAACCUAACCAACUACGGAGACUCUCUAUCUGGGUGGUGGCUGCUAUGGAAACGCUUGAACCCUCUAGCAGAGAAAGUGAAGGUGCUGAACAUGGCAGAGAUCCAGACGCGGCUGGCCUACGUGUGCUGUGUGCGUCAGCUGGAAUUGGUAAAAGACAGCGACUACUGCGAGUACAUCCGGCCUGCUAUUGACCGCUACGGCACUCUGGAGUUUGGCAAGUUCGACGAGAUCGCUGACGUGGGCUAUCAGCACGGGAAGACGGUGUUUGACGUGUGGUGCCGCAGUGGUGUGGUGGAGAAAAUGCUGAAGGAUCGACAUCAGGAGGAGUUCCACAAGAGCAAGAGCACCAAUGUGGUGACCUGUCCUAAUGCCUCGUUCACUGACCUGGCUGAGAUCGUGUCCCGGAUAGAGCCGGUGAAGCAGACCAAUGUGGAUGAGGAAUCGGAGUAUCACACAGACUACGAUGAGGACAUGGUGCUGUCCGAAUUCGACCUGUCCAACGCCAGCAGUGAGCACGAGCACACGGAAGACGAGGACGAGAAUACAGACGAGACGGCCGACACCGCCGAUACAGAUGAGGAAAUCAAGACGGUGAGAAGACAAAGACGGCACGGGCGUGCCAAUCACACGAGCCAUGACGCGCAUUGAGGAAAGACUGAGGAUACUAGGGGUGUAACGGGCAGAUGAAUUGGAUCGACGCAUUGAUUUAAAAGGCAACGAUUGAAAUGAAUCGAAACCCUAAUUAUACAGCGUGUCCCAAAAGUCUCCAUACAAAGGGGAAAUGAAAUGUUAUUUUUAGCAAAAUGUCUUCCAAAAUGUUUCAUAAUUUAGUUUAUAUUAUAUAUAAUUUUUUUUUCCAGAUAGCCUUUAAGAA
Ictalurus punctatus (channel catfish) is the source of this 4325-nucleotide messenger RNA. It is a transcript of the gene pnpla7b, whose product is annotated as patatin-like phospholipase domain containing 7b. Gene Ontology annotation, molecular function: phosphatidylcholine lysophospholipase A1 activity. The coding region runs from base 80 to 4099 and encodes 1339 amino acids. Lineage: Eukaryota; Metazoa; Chordata; Actinopteri; Siluriformes; Ictaluridae. The record is from RefSeq and is a predicted model, not a curated record. Gene Ontology annotation, cellular component: endoplasmic reticulum. Gene Ontology annotation, biological process: lipid metabolic process. The transcript has 36 exons.